This is a messenger RNA of Myxocyprinus asiaticus (Chinese sucker), 1985 nucleotides long. Its product is annotated as protein cornichon homolog 4. Gene Ontology annotation, biological process: endoplasmic reticulum to Golgi vesicle-mediated transport. NCBI's taxonomy places the organism in Eukaryota, Metazoa, Chordata, Actinopteri, Cypriniformes, Catostomidae. Gene Ontology annotation, cellular component: endoplasmic reticulum membrane; COPII-coated ER to Golgi transport vesicle. The record is from RefSeq and is a predicted model, not a curated record. The transcript is spliced from 5 exons. Bases 69 to 488 code for a protein of 139 amino acids.
GACUCUGCAGCACUAGAGAAGAAAACAGCCCGGAAGCGGCGGCGCAGCGGUGAAAUAGGAAGUGUAAAAUGGAGGCAGCCGUGUUCAUCUUUUCACUCGUCGACUGCUGCGCUUUAAUAUUCCUCUCCGUGUACUUCAUUAUUACUCUGUCUGAUCUGGAAUGUGACUACAUCAACGCUCGAGCUUGCUGUUCAAAGUUAAACAAAUGGGUGAUACCUGAGAUGAUCGGUCAGGCUCUGGCCACAGUGUUAAUGCUGGUGUCCAUGCACUGGUUUGUGUUCCUACUCAACCUUCCGGUGGCGUCAUGGAAUGUGUACAGAUACGUGAAGGUUCCGAUGGGGAACAUGGGGGUGUAUGAUCCCACAGAGAUUCAUAACAGAGGCCAGUUGAAGUCCCAUAUGAAGGAAGCCAUGAUCAAACUGGGCUUCCACCUUCUCUGCUUCUUCAUCUACCUGUACAGCAUGAUCCUGGCACUGAUCAACGAUUGACCCACAGCAGUCUUCAAGAACAAACUGCCAAAUCAUAAACUGGCUUUUAUGCUUUGUAAAACUAAAUUCAUCCACCCCAAACAGAAGAUGUGCUCCAUCAUCACUAUUCUACGAACAGAAAAACACAACCCACAUCUGUUGACCACAAACCAUGAUGAAGCGUGAGACGGAUGUCAUUUGGCUCCUGUUUACAUGUGUAUGUUUUAUUUGUGUUGGACUGAGUGAUAUUGAGCUGCUUCUCAGAGCAGAAGCAUCAAGACAAUCGCACUGACUCAUUGGACCUCUGUUUGGCAAGUUUUAGAGCGCAAACAUGGCACUCACAGGUGAAUCUCACGCCACAUUUCACCCUGAAGUCAAAGAAAAAAUAAGAGAUUAUAUUUGCUUACAGAAAAUAAUGCCUGUUUUAACACCAUUAAGAAUUUCUGCAUUGUGACAACUAAGCAUAUAAUUCCCCUUAUUCUCAAUGUUUUUCUUUUAUUCAUAUCAGCAUUAAACGGAUACUAUCUUAAUGCAUAAAUACUUAACUCUUCAUUUUUUUGCAUUAUAAUAUUAUGAAUGUAUGAAAUAAUGUUGUAAUAAUUCUAAAAUAGGCUUUAUUUUCUCUAAGCAAAUAUAGAGAUUUUCAGAAAAAAAGUCUCGAUCUUGACCCCUGCAUGUAUUUUUGAAACAUUUGUGUAUGUUUAAUUGUUUGCAGUUUAAUGGAGCGUGACUCAGAGGACAACUAGAAUAACCAUUAUGAGAAUAAGAUGAUACUCUCAUAACAUCAUCUGUUAUAACAGCUAUCACCGAUUCUAUUUAACUUACUAGUUAUGGGUCAUUUCAAUGGCAUGUUUUUGUUUUCAGAGCGUUUUUACCUCGUAAAAAAAAAACAUGUCAGAUUUUUAUCAAACCAGUCAACCUGAUAUUUGCUCAUUUGGAAGUGAAAUUUCAUCCUUAUAUCUUGAAUCUUACAAAAGCUAUCAAGAACAUGUCCAGAUCAUAAUUGGCCCCCAAUUAAAAAUCAAACGAAAGAAAUAAUGAAUUUUAUUUUACAUGGAUCCUGUUCUAAGGCCACUAAGAUUUUUGAAUUUCCAUUAUUUUCAUGACAGUUUCGCAGUUUUUAUAAUAUUCUCAGACAUGGGUGUGUAAUAACAGGUUUUAUCCGAAUACUCCGUUCUCCUGGUUAUAUAAAACAACAAUACAUCGCUGUAGUGAUGGGUCCAGCCAAAUAGUGCGUCACAUGAUCUUAAUUCAGUUUUAUUGAACAGUGUUGUCCUGGAUUGGGACAGAUGUGUAUAUUUUGCUGUCUUUCAAUAAUUCAGUGGCAGAUACUGUAAGAAUAGGUGCUGCCCUUACCUUUGUGUCAUUAUAAUACUGUCAUCUGAGAGGGUUUGAUUUUUAAGCAUGUAGUAUUAAGUGUCAUCCGUCAUGUUUUUUUUUUCUUUUCUCUUUUUGCAUUUUUUUGGCAUUUGUGGGUUUUCUUAAAUAAAAGAUGAUCAUAAACAAGUUCUCACCAUU